Messenger RNA from Gloeophyllum trabeum ATCC 11539, 1881 nucleotides. RefSeq lists its product as uncharacterized. The record is from RefSeq and is a predicted model, not a curated record. Lineage: Eukaryota; Fungi; Basidiomycota; Agaricomycetes; Gloeophyllales; Gloeophyllaceae. The coding region runs from base 1 to 1881 and encodes 626 amino acids. The transcript has a single exon.
AUGCCGGACAAUGUCGUGCCAUUCGAAAAAAGUCCGGCUGUGUUGCGAGCUCGACGGGAUAUCGAGCACCAGAUCAAAUCCGGAUCGGACUUCUGGGGUGGCCUGCGACUCAAGACCCAGCUUAACACACUGGUUUCCGUUGCACGCCUGCCCGCGGAACUGUUGGCACUAAUAUUCAGAGCCUAUAUUGAUCUGUACGUGCAGAAAACUACGUAUCUGUACGACUUGCAUUACCGGCGGGGGCGCCCGAAAUCUGCGAAGUGCUACCAGUGGUUUGGGAUCACGCAUGUCUGCCGAGACUGGCGUGAGGUCGCGCUCGGGACUCCCUGGCUGUGGGUUGACAUCACAAUCACCCGCAUAGAAUGUGUGCAGCAGAUGCUAGCCCGGUCCAAGAACGCGCCGUUGACCGUGCACGGUCAUAUCGAUCGCUCAAGGGUGGAGGUACUCAAGCUGAUUUGGCGGGAAGAUCUACAUCGUAUCCGUGACCUCGAUGUCGCUUUGUCGGAUGAAAUACUCGAGGAGCUUCCCAUCGGGGAUAGCAGAAAUACGCCCAUCUUCCGGUCUUUACGGUUAAGCACUGGCAAGCCUCAGUUGUGGGAUGUGAAUGAUGAUGCACUAUCGUCACCUUUCAUCUCAAGCCUCGCAUCGGCAUCCCUAGAAGAGGUGAAUCUCUUGGGCUUCUCGCUGCAGUCCUUUCAAGUACUAGUACCCGUCUCAACUCUGAUCACUCUAAGGUGGUGCACUGUCGAGAGGCCGGUGGAAGUAAGAGCUGUCCUCGCCCUUCUUCGGAAUAUGCCCCUGCUUCGCACACUGAAAUUGCGUGGAUUAACUGCUGCCUCACGAAGGGAUAUUACUUCCGGACCCGUGGACCUGCCACAGCUGCAGUGCCUGCAUAUCUGGAGCGCGGUUACGCCAUGUGCAGAACUGUUGGCUCAUCUUUCGUUGCCAGUAGGCCUCACGAUGCACCUAGUCAUCGAGAGAUUCGAUGGCUUGCACAUGUGGGAAUAUUCCCGAAUUAUGGAGCCUGUUCUCGUUGCAAUACACAAUAUCACAUCUUCCGACCCCCUUCGUACCAUAUCAGUAACAAAAUCUGAAAUUCCACCACUCGGUUCCCCUCUAUCAGGCUAUGGGUAUGCCUUCGAUCUUAAAGCAUGGACAACAGUCGUUGCACCUGAGUCCCACAUCCCAAGCGCAGACCCUCGAAUUCGUCUCACUCUCCAAAAUGAACGAUAUCCUCAAAGAGAACUGGUAAAGGCCAUUGUACCAGCUUUACCUCUGGACGAGGUGAAUUAUCUCCGGGUCGAAGAAGGGCUGGGUUAUUUCCAGGCCUGGAAGGAGACUUUCAGGCAGCUGCGAAACAUCAAGACCCUCCAUGUAUAUGAAGUGGCAGCAGAAUCUCUACCGGACUCCUUGUGCUUCAAUGAUAGUUUUGCUAACAAGCAGGCAAUAAGGGACAGUCAUACUGGCGUGGCGGACAAUAGCGGCAGCGGCGAUGCAGAGCCCGGGGGACAACUUUUCCCUUGCCUUGAGUAUCUCAGACUCGAGCGGGUCAUGUUCUUCGAUGAUUUCAAAGCGCCUACCCACCAAGACUUCAUGCAAAAGCUGUUCAUAGCUCUGAAGUCUAGGAGUGCGAUGUUCCUACACCUGGAUGUAUGCGGAGGAAUCAACUUCACGGGACGUGAAGCAGACCUGCUGAAGACGGUUGUACAUGAGCUCACAUGGGAUGAAGUAGUGGAGAUCGAACAACCUGACUCGGAGACCACUGCUAGCGACGGUGAAGAAUAUGAGGAAGAAAAUGACAAAUCAAGCUUUCACAGGGAUUCCCAGACUGACGAUGUGCACCAUGCAAACCCCGACGAUAUGCCCUUUCGUGUCUACUAA